Messenger RNA from Trachemys scripta elegans, 1920 nucleotides. RefSeq names its product nucleolar protein 9 (gene NOL9). Gene Ontology annotation, molecular function: polynucleotide 5'-hydroxyl-kinase activity. NCBI's taxonomy places the organism in Eukaryota, Metazoa, Chordata, Testudines, Emydidae. Gene Ontology annotation, cellular component: nucleus. The record is from RefSeq and is a predicted model, not a curated record. Gene Ontology annotation, biological process: cleavage in ITS2 between 5.8S rRNA and LSU-rRNA of tricistronic rRNA transcript (SSU-rRNA, 5.8S rRNA, LSU-rRNA).
AAGCUGACCUUCACUGGGAAAUGUCGCCUGACCUGCCUCUAUGGUGCAGUCCAAGUGUUUGGAUUUACCAUCACUCAGGAUCAGCCUUCCUACGACCUCUUCUCCCCUCAGACCCACUGUGCCCUGACCAUCGAAGCAGUGUCCUACGAGACGCUGGAGCAAUCCAAGAAGGAGAUGAGGAUAUCAGCCAGGGCGAUGCUCAGAGCCCAUCAUGUGCCACGUGAUGCUAGAAUAAAACUGAUGAAAAAUUUUGCCCCUUUAUGUUCUGUGGUGCUGUUGGAUGGUCUGGAUACUUCGGUUACAAGAUUCAUUCUUAAUCACCCAGAGUUCUCCCAUAUCUUCAGAGUAAAGAGACAAAGUGGUUCUUGCUUCACACCAGAAGAUGCAGCUCUAGCUUCUACUGGUAUUGGGAAACGUGAUCCUGAAAGUGGCCUGCUUUUGUCAGAGAGUUCAGUUUCAGCAAUUGAAGAGUUAAUACAAGCGUGUUGUGAGGAAGAUGAUGGUUGUCCUGUCAUUCUGGUGUGUGGCCCAAAAAGUAUUGGGAAAUCAACUUUUAACAGAUAUCUCAUUAACCUGUUGCUGAAUCACCUUCCUUGUGUUGAAUAUUUGGAAUGUGAUCUGGGACAGACGGAGUUUACACCACCUGGAUGUGUCUCCUUAAUUAAUGUGUCAGAGCCAUGUCUUGGUCCACCAUUCACUCAUCAGCGAAUGCCCCGUAAAAUGGUGUACUAUGGAGAAACUAGUUGUGAUCAGGAUACAGAAAGAUAUAUCGACACAGUGAAGUAUGUGUUUAACUCCUACAAGAAAGAAGUGCCUUUGGUCAUCAAUACAAUGGGAUGGGUGAAAGGUGUUGGAUUGCUGCUUCUGAUAGAUAUCAUUCGACUGCUGGCACCCAGUCACAUUGUUCAGAUCAGUGUGGAAGACUUUAAGGAUAUGCCUCGCUUUACCCCAGAAUAUAUUAAUCUUGCUGCUGGCCUACAUACAAAAGGCAAACUACAGGGCAAGUGUAAGAGCAUGGAUGUGAGUGGAAUGGAGGAUUGGAAGCAGUAUGAAGGAGAAAGCGACUUUCAAACAUCGACUACAGGACAUAAAUUGCUGUGCGUACAACCAAAAUUCCCUGGAGCAGGGAAUGCUGGUGAAGCACGGGUCCAUAGCAGUAUCCUCCGGGAUAUGGCAAUGUUAGGUUACCUUGGCCAGCUUCAGCCUCUGGAAACAAGAUCAGUACGUCCUUUACACAGUCUGGUUCCCUAUCAGGUACCUUUCAAUGCUGUUGCGCUCAGGGUUAUUCACACUGAUGUUGCUCCUACACACAUCCUGUAUUCAGUAAAUGCCAGCUGGGUCGGUCUCUGCAGGAUAUUGGAUGAGGUCAGAUGUCCGACUGAUGGGCCAGUCUUGCUUACGCAGACACCAGUCUGUGAUUGCUUGGGCUUCGGAAUUAUCCGAGGGGUUGACAUGGAGAGGAAGCUUUACCAUAUUCUGACUCCAGUACCUCCAGAAAACUUAAGACUUGUAAACAGUCUGCUGCUGGGAACUAUCACCAUUCCAGAUUGUGUCUUUACAAACCAGCAGGGAACUGAAGGGGAGAUCCCCUAUGUGACAUCUGAAUACAAUUAUGACAUUUCGGGAGCUGGGAAGUUGAAAAUGAAGAAGCACCUCAAGAGAAGAGAACACAGUAGAUCAUAAGCUCCGUUUAAAGCCUUGUGAGAGAAUGAAUUACAGGGUUUGUUUCAUAAUAAGGGGCCAGGGAGCUUCCCAGAGAACUUGGCACGUUCUUGGAACCAACAAAGGCCCCACAGAACUGUGAGGAAGAGCAUUUAUCAUCCAGUGCAAACUGUGUAGUGCUUACCUGCUAACUGCUGACUUUUUAUACUUCCAUUAUGUACCUUUGUGUUUUAUAGUAAACAUCUAUUAAAAACUUCA